Messenger RNA from Mobula hypostoma (lesser devil ray), 1593 nucleotides. RefSeq names its product zinc-binding protein A33-like. The coding region runs from base 37 to 1530 and encodes 497 amino acids. The transcript has 5 exons. Gene Ontology annotation, biological process: protein ubiquitination. Gene Ontology annotation, cellular component: cytoplasm. The record is from RefSeq and is a predicted model, not a curated record. Gene Ontology annotation, molecular function: protein binding; ubiquitin protein ligase activity; zinc ion binding. Lineage: Eukaryota; Metazoa; Chordata; Chondrichthyes; Myliobatiformes; Myliobatidae.
GAAAGGUUCCUGAAUCAGGAAGUACCGGGAAUUAAUAUGGCUUCGAAACGACAGGUCGAGAGUUUAACCGAGGAGGUAAUUUGUCCGAUCUGCCUGGAUUUCCUCACCGAACCUGUAAUGCUGGAGUGUGGACACAACUUCUGUCGCUCCUGUAUCACACAGUGUUGGGAAAGGCAGGAGAGAAACCCCUGCCCGGAAUGUAGAGAGGACAUUGCAGACCGCACCCUGAAGGUCAAUCGGGCCUUAGCAAAUCUGUCUGAGAAAGCUCGAAAACUAAACAUGAAUCCGCAAGAGAAGGAAAGUAAACUUUACUGCGAGGAGCAUGAGGAAGAGCUGAAGCUGUUUUGUGAGACGGACAAGACACUGAUCUGCCUGAUCUGUGCGACUGCGCGGGAACACAAGUCCCACAACUUCAUGCCGGUUAAAGAAGCCGUUCAAGACUACAAGGUAAAAACAAACCACUUUCGAUCGUCUGUUUCUGUUGUACCAUGUUUUCGUCUAAUCUAUUCACUCUUUAAUUCCCAGGAUCGGGUAAAAUCUUCCUUGGACUCUCUCACAAAAAACAAAACAGACUUCGAGAAAAUGGAACAGCAACAGAAGAAGAAGAUUUCCGGAGUUCGGGAACAGUCACACAUCCUGCAGUCCCACGUCACAUCGCAGUUUGCGGAACUGCACCAGAUUCUCACCGAAAAAGAGCGGCACAUACUCAAGGAUCUCGGAGAAGAAGAGGAGAGGAUUCUAAAUCCAAUGGAGAAGAAUCUACGAGAGAUUCAAAAGAAUUUAAAUUCUACUCAGGAGGAGAUCUCAAGGUUACAGGAACAGAUGGAUCAAAAAGAGAGUGUGAUAUUUCUCACGGAGGAAGCUUGUCAGAAGAGGAGAAUUAGUGGUGACAUCCAGCAAUUGUCAGUGACAGACGGUGCCCUUCCAGUUGAAAACUUCGAUCACCUCUAUUUAUUGAACUCAGCGUUGAAAGAAAUACUUGAUGACAUUAAUCGAGUCUCCGUCACCCUGGAUGUGGAAACGGCGCAUCCGGGACUCGAGGUGUCGGAGGAUCGGAAGAGUAUGAGAUACACCGGGACCCUAAGGGAUCUCCCUGACACUGGGAAGAGGUUCACAGACUGGGCUUGUGUGCUGGGAUCGGAGGGAUUCACAUCGGGGAGACAUUACUGGGAGGUAGAUGUGACGGGGAAUCAGUGGUGGGAUCUGGGUGUGGUCACAGAGUCUGUCGAGAAGGAGGGAGAAGUCGAGUCGAGUCCGGAGACUGGAUUUUGGAUCAUCAGGCGGUUUAAUGACGUGUUCGGUGUUCUCACCUCCCCUGAAUCCCGACUCCCGGCCGGCCCCAUCCCCGGGAGGGUGGGAGUUUAUCUCAAUUACGAAUCCGGGACAGUUUCAUUUUACAACGCGGAGACCAAUUCCCGCGUUCACGCCUUCACUGGGAAUAAAUUCACGGAGAAACUUUAUCCUUUCUUCGGGAUUGGAUAUGAAAACGAGUGGCUGAAAAUCUGCUCGGGUUCCGCUCCGGGUCUGUAAACGGGUCGGGUCCGGGAGUAAGUCAGUGUAAAUAUACAUGUGCGGAGAGUGAAAUAAACGCGA